CCCUUGUCAUUGUUGCUCACUCCAACCCAAACUCUCCGAGGAGAAGGAGAAGCUCUGCUGAUAAGCUUACAACAGGUCACUGGAUGUGGCAUUAUCAAACUCUUCUCUUGUCCGUCGAGUGGAAUUCUGAAUCAUCAACCUGAAACCUCUCUUUUCGAUUGGUAUCAUAGCAUCUUUGUUGCUUGUUUGCUGUAGUAACCUAAUUGGAUCUUGGAAGAUAUGUCAAUGGCGAUGCAUAUGCCUAGCAAAAAUGACGAAUGGAGACCCCCAUUGUUUGAUGGUUCAAAUUAUGCAUGUUGGCAAGCUCGCAUGAAGACGUUCCUGUGGUCUUACCGUGUUUGGUUAUGGUUUGAAAUUGGAUGUGGACCUCCUCCGGUGUUAGACCCUAGUGGUAAAUAUAACCCUAGAUCUUGUAAUGACUGGGAUGAAUCAGACUCUGAAAAUAUUGGCUGGAAUGCUAAGGCACUAAAUGCGAUUUUCUGUGCUGUUACCCCUAGUGUGUUUUGGAAGAUCUCUAAUUGUGGUACGGCCAAGGAUGCUUGGGACACUAUUAAAGUUAAUUAUGAGGAAACACUCUGCGUAAAAAACUUGAAACUUCAAGCCCUAGCCACAAAGUUUGAAGAAUGUAGAAUGCGGAAGUCAGAAACUUUUGAUGAGUUUUAUGAUAGGCUUAGUGACAUUGUCAAUUCUAGGUGCAACUAUGGGGAACUGAUAAGUGAGUCUGAAAUUGUAAGGAAGGUCCUUAGGUCUCUCCCUGAACGAUUUAGGUUUAAGGUCAUUGCUAUAGAGGAGUGUAAGGAUAUUUGUUCCAUGAGAAUUGAGGAUUUAGUAACAUCCCUCCGAACCUAUGAGUUGAACACGUUUCCACCGAAGAGCAUAGAUUUCAAAACCGUUGGGGAGGAUGAUGUUACAUCUAGUGAUGAUGAACUAAGUGAGGAAGACCUAGCUAAAUUGUUUAAGGAAUUUAAAAAAUUCCUCAAGCUCGAAAAGGGUAAAACUUCCACAUCUUCUAGGAAGGGUGAAAACUCAAGGUCUCAUCAGAUUAAGAGUUACAAGAAGUCUGACUCUGGUAAAGGUAGGAAACCCCAAGUUAUUCAAUGUUAUGAGUGUCACGGCUUUGGUCACAUAGCUAAGGACUGUGCUAAUAAGAAAAGGACUAAGGCUAAGGGGAAGAAGGUAGCCACAUGGGAUGACACUGAGUCUAGUGAGGGAGAAUUUUAGUGUUUUUCCUGUCUUCAGGUUCCUAUUGUUGGAUUUAUUUUUUUUUUGGAUGUUUUUUGCUUUUCAUGAUUGUUGGAACGUGUGCUUUAAUGUUAAUUAUCUUUAUCAAUUCACUAUACGUUUCACUAGGUAUUCUUGUUUGAUUGUUUUGAUAUGGAUUAUCCUGGAUUUUCAUCUGCUGCAAUGAAGACAUCUACAACUUUGUGAUGCUGUUGAACGUUUCUCUUAGUGGAAAAGAAUGGGGUCAAUGAAGACAUCUUCUGCAAUCUGUUUGGAUUGCUUUUUUUUUUCUUUCUUUCUUUGCUUUGUAGUUCUCUUUUUUACCUUUUGAACUUUGUAGUUUCCUGCUUUUAUCUAUGAAAGAAGCUCUGUUCUUGCAAAAAAAGGGGACAAAACACUGGUUCUGAGAGACGGAACCUUCAUAGAGAACAAUGACUGGUAACAAAAUAGUCAUCCACCCCUUGGUGACCUAGUGGUCAGUGGUCACAUGUUCGAGUCGCGGAAACAGUCUCUCCGUUUGUUAGGGUAAGGCUGUGUAUGUCGACCCUUUUCAAGAUCUUGCUUUAGCAGGAGUUUCGUGCAGUGGGUAUGUCCCCCUUUCAUUUAAAAUAUAUAUAUGGAAAAUGACUGGUAGCUCGAAAAAAGUGGCCCGAUUUUGGCU
Messenger RNA from Camellia sinensis, 1882 nucleotides. RefSeq lists its product as uncharacterized. The record is from RefSeq and is a predicted model, not a curated record. Lineage: Eukaryota; Viridiplantae; Streptophyta; Magnoliopsida; Ericales; Theaceae. Gene Ontology annotation, molecular function: nucleic acid binding; zinc ion binding.